Messenger RNA from Anolis carolinensis (green anole), 3978 nucleotides. RefSeq names its product RNA polymerase mitochondrial (gene polrmt). Gene Ontology annotation, molecular function: protein binding; DNA-directed RNA polymerase activity; mitochondrial promoter sequence-specific DNA binding. The coding region runs from base 104 to 3775 and encodes 1223 amino acids. The transcript is spliced from 21 exons. Gene Ontology annotation, biological process: mitochondrial transcription. Lineage: Eukaryota; Metazoa; Chordata; Lepidosauria; Squamata; Anolidae. Gene Ontology annotation, cellular component: mitochondrial DNA-directed RNA polymerase complex. The record is from RefSeq and is a predicted model, not a curated record.
AGGCGAUUGGUUGCGUAAAGAGGGAAAAGGGGCGGGGCGAGGGGAAAGGGAAGAAGAGCGCAUGCGCAGAAAUCAGACAUGCUGAGGGGGUCUUAGGAGGAGGAUGUCCGUGCUGAAGCUGCAGGGGGCGCUGUUUUGGCGGGCAGAAACUCUAUGGAUCGGGCUGAGAAAGUAUUCCUCAGCAAAGGUGAAGGAAGAAGCCAGGAAAAGAUGGGUACUGGAACAGGCAGAGCUCUUGGAAGUGUUGGAGGCUAGAGUGAAGCAACUGCAGACCGAAGUCGGGAUGGACACGGUCCCGUUUUCUCGGGUGGAGAAAAGCAGCUUCUUUCAACCCGUCCCUCCCUGGAAAGCUCUAAGCCCGACUCGGACUGAAUCAACAGCGACGAGUGGCGAACAAGGCAGUCCUCAACCCAGCCGCUGGAUGGAGAAGCUGAACAAGGAGAAGUCCAUCAAACACAAGCGCCUGCUGAGGUUAGAAGCCAAACUUGCCAGAGUUUCCUCAAACCCUGGGGUGAAACCUAUAAAACCUACUUCCAAACGGACUCAAGGACCUGAGGAUCAAUUGGAACAACUGAGAAAUGCGGGAAGAAAGGCGAAAUUGCAACCUCUGGAAAGCGGCAGAGGCCUCCGAGGCCGCAAGAAGGCUGCCGUCAUGAGCACCGAAGAGCUCGAAAAGGGCCUCCCGGACCCUCCUUUGCCCCUCGAAGAAGACAACGGGCACCAGCUUGGGAACCUCCAGCUCAGUAUCUUGUCCUACAUGGACACCUGCCUCUUCCUCCGCCAGCCGGAGAAAGCGCUGCAGUGCCUGGCCUUCUACCACCGCUCCCACGCCCGGAGGAAGCUGCUGGACGUCCGGAUGUACAACCUGGUCCUGCACGAAUACGCCAAGAAGCGCACGUUGUCCAAAGUCGGCUCGCUUUUCCGCCUGAUGGAGGAGUCUGGCGUGAAACCCAACCAGGACUCCUAUAUCGCUGCGCUGAGCUGCAUGGGCCGGUCCAACGUGCAUCCCAACAUCGUUGCCAGAUGCCUCCAGCAACUUGAAGAAGACGGCUUCCGCCCGGAGGAGCUUUUCCAAAACUACAUGAGGGAGGGAGACGAAGUGGAGAUGGCCCUGGAAGGCAUCCGGAAGGCCAGGCCAGGCUUCCAGCUCCCGCCGCGUCCCCGAGAAGCGGAAAUCUGCACCAUUCCUCUGCUCCAGGACUUCUACAAGAAGGAGAAUCCCGUCUCUUAUCCCAAGCUGGAUUUCACUGCGAAAUACCUGCGGAAACAGUUCCGGAAGCAGCUGGCGAUGGAGGCGUCUGACACGGUCACCAUUGACUCUGUGGAGGCCGAGAAGCCCCUGACGGAGAAGGCGGCCCAAGCGCGGUCCCUGCUAGCGGAGCUGCGUUCGCGUUGGAGGGCCUCUCUCCUCCAGAGCCUGCAAGAGUCCAAGCUCCAUCUGGACAGGAAGAAUUCCGAGCGGAUGAACCUCUACCCCUUCCUUUGCGUCCUGAAUGACAAGGAGUACGUUGACAUCUUGAUGCGGAGCCUCUCUGUCCUCCCUCCUCAUGGGGAAUCCCUCUUGAACUUGGCCCGGGAACUGGGCACCAAAGUUUACAACAAGUAUGUCAUCCGGAAGAAAUCCAGGAGCCGUUUGGUGGAGAAGAUCAAGGACAUCUACGACAACUACGUCCAGCUUCUCACAAAGGACACUCAGCCGGAUGAUCUUCUGCCCCGAGAACAUUGGGAGAAGCUGGCCUCUGAGGCCGGAUGGGCCCCUUCCCUGGUGAGCAAGGAGUGCAUCUGGCCCCAUUCGGUGCUGGUCCAACUCGGCCUCCACUUGGUGGAGCUCCUGGUCCAGGUCCUGAAGAUGGAGAGCAAUAUCUUGAACCCGGCGCUGGAGCAGAAACUCAUCCCUGUCUUGUAUCAUGUGUAUUCCUUCCGCAGCGGCCACCAGAUCGGGUUCAUCCGCCCGCAUCCCAUCCUCACCCGCCUCCUCCUGGAGGCCGCCGAGACCACCCUCUCCUUUGAGGCCUUUGUCAUCCCCAUGUUGUGUCCUCCGGUGCCGUGGGUCUCCCCGCACUUCGGGGCCUACGUCUUCGCCCCCACCAAGCUGAUGCGCUACGUGGAGGGGGCCCUCCAGCACCAGAUCCUGCUGGACAGAUGCCCCUCCGGCCACCUCCACCCCGUCAUGGACGCCCUCAACCAGCUGGGCAACUGCCCCUGGAAGGUCAACGGCCCCAUCUUGGACGUGGUCGUCUCCAUCUUCAACGACAAGGGCGACGAGAACCUGGACAUCCCGCCGCCCCCGUCAGAGGCCCCCCAGCCUGCCACCGGGGGCGCCCUGUCCAAGGCGGCCCUCAAGCGGGAGGUGGCCCGGUGCCGCAAGAAGGCGGUCGAGAUGUACAGCCUGCGCAUGGACGCGCUCUACAAGCUCUCCAUCGCCAAGCACAUGAGGGACCGGGUCUUCUGGUUCCCGCACAACAUGGACUUCCGGGGGCGGACCUACCCCUGCCCGCCCCACUUCAACCACUUGGGGAGCGACCUCACCCGGGCCCUUCUCCUCUUUGCCGAGGGGCGGCCCUUGGGCGCCCACGGCCUGGACUGGCUGAAGAUCCACCUCAUCAACCUCACCGGGCUGAAGAAGAGGAACUCCCUGCGGGAGAGGCUAGCCUACGCCAACGAGAUCAUGGCCGACAUCCUGGACUCGGCAGACCAUCCUCUGAUGGGCAGGAAGUGGUGGAUGAAUACCGACGAACCGUGGCAAGCUUUGGCCUGCUGCAUGGAGAUCGCCAAAGCCACGCGGGCUCCGGACCCCGCUGCGUUUGUCUCCCAUUUCCCCGUCCAUCAGGACGGUUCUUGCAACGGGUUGCAGCACUAUGCCGCGCUCGGCCGUGACGUGGUGGGAGCCGCCUCCGUGAACCUCACGCCGUGCGACGUGCCUCAGGAUGUCUACAGCGUGGUGGCUCAGCAGGUGGAGGUCUUCCGGAAGCGGGACGCGGCCGCGGGGGUCAAGACCGCCCAGCUCUUGGAGGGCUUCAUCGGCCGCAAAGUGGUGAAGCAGACGGUGAUGACGGUGGUGUACGGCGUGACCCGCUACGGGGGCCGGCUCCAGAUCGAGAAGCGCCUCAAGGAGAUGGACGACUUCCCUCAGGAGUAUGUCUGGGAAGCAUCUCACUACCUGGUGCAGCAAGUAUUCAGCAGCCUCAAGGAGAUGUUUUCAGGAACCCGAGAAAUCCAGGGCUGGCUGACGGAUUGCGCCCGCUUGAUCGCCAAGUCCGGCCGGACGGUGGAGUGGGUCACCCCAUUGGGCCUGCCAAUCAUUCAGCCUUACCACCGUUCCAAAAACACGAUGGUGAAUAGCAGCAUGCAGACGGUCAAUCUGAGAUCACGCCACGACAUCAACCAGAAACCCGACACAGUCAAGCAGAAAAAUGCCUUCCCGCCCAACUUCAUCCAUUCCUUGGACUCCACGCACAUGAUGUUGACGUCUUUACAUUGUCACAGGCAGGGAUUGACUUUCGUCUCGGUGCACGACUGCUACUGGACCCAUGCGCUCACCGUAGACGUCAUGAACCGGGUUUGUCGUGACCAGUUUGUGGCGCUCCACAGCCAGCCCAUCCUUGAGUCCCUGUCCAGAUUCAUGCUGGAAAAAUACUGCGCCCGAAUUCCGGUUGAAUGGAAGAAUAAAAAACCUCUCGAAUACCAGAAGCUCUUACAGCUACUCUGCAACAUCCCUAAGAAAGGUGACUUUGAUCUAGAGAAGGUGAAGGAAUCCACCUACUUCUUCAGCUGACCUCGGAGAAGCAAUGCCUCGGACUUGGCUUCCGCCGAACAGGACGGGUUAGAAGCAAGCCUCCCAUUUGGACAGUUGAUGGGAGUUGUAGUCCCGCAAAAAAUCCUCAAGGCUGCAGACUCACUUCUGUGAUUGCGUUUCGGGCCGCGCAUUCGAGAGCCCCUCCGGCGAGUGUAAAUAAAACGCAAAUGGUUUGAAAUCCG